AUGACGUCGCACAUUGUUCUACCAAAGACGGCAAACUCAGAUAUUGCUGAAAUUUUGCAUCGGCCUAUUAGGAGUCUAACAUUUCCAAAAAACAGUAAUAUGGGUAUCUUCGUCGCUAUCGCGGUACCACUCGAGGAUCCUCUGAAUUCGAUCUCGCUAUCGUAUUUCUUCGAGGCUAACUACGCUUUACCGCCGAACAUAACGUACCUCGAGCCCUGGACGGAGGUAAAAAGAAGGAAGCGGAAUAUCGAGAGAACCACAAUCUAUCGAGUUCUGGAAAGUAAAUUCGAGAGCUCCGGGUAUUCCGGAAGGGAGUGUCUGCUGAGAGCAAUCUGCGAGACCUCGGAGUUCCCGCUCCGACACAACGGGUUGAUCGGCGACAUCAUGCACGUAAUCUUCACGUAA
This is a messenger RNA of Temnothorax curvispinosus, 405 nucleotides long. RefSeq lists its product as uncharacterized. The coding region runs from base 1 to 405 and encodes 134 amino acids. The transcript is spliced from 3 exons. The record is from RefSeq and is a predicted model, not a curated record. Lineage: Eukaryota; Metazoa; Arthropoda; Insecta; Hymenoptera; Formicidae.